UCCAGGUUAUGUCGACCUCGUUAAAAGUGUUCUAUUUAUAAUGCUGAUUGAGUUUGCUGUCAGUCAAAACUACUGGGAAAACACACGAACUGGACAGAUCUCCGCCUGUCUUACUACGACGUGCGGUAAAGGUCACGAUGUCUGUGAGUGUUAUCUCACAAUUGAAUACCGUUUAACGAUGAUGUAUGAAGAGAAACAAUCCUUGGUGAUUCCAUCAGGAGGUCGUCUGUAUGAGUACGAUAAGCUCAGUAGUCCUAUAGAAAACAGUGAUGAACUGCCUUACAUCCUGACGGCGGAUGGCAACAACUCUCGGCUUGUUAUAGCUAUCAAUAGGCAAUUCCCGGGUCCAACGAUCACGGCGUACGAGGAUCAGAAUUUGAUCAUCCAUGUCCGGAACCUGAUGCACACAGAUAGUACUACGAUACACUGGCAUGGUAUGCACCAGAAAGGAACCACAUACUCCGACGGCGUCGCUUUUGUUUCUCAAUGUCCUCUAGGACACGGCCAGGUGUUCACUUACAAAUUCAAAGCUAAACCUCAUGGAACAAGCUUCUACCAUGCACACAUAGGCGAUCAGCGGACCAUGGGACUGUAUGGAGCGCUCAUCAUCUUGGAGCGUUCUUCAACAACAACAUCAGAAGAACACGUGGCCUUGCUUCAGGACUGGAACCACGACGAUGAUGCUGACACUUUAUACCAACGCAGUCUGUACGGCGUCUUCUAUCAAUCGAUACGAUUGCCGUAUGAACCCACUGUUUCUAAAGACAUGGGAAUGUACAGCAGAUUUUUGUUUCAGUCUGGUCUUGAGAAUGGAAAAGGCCGUUACUACAUAAAUAGUUACAAUCACAACCAGGCUCCCUUGACCCAAUUCGACGUAUCUAGGAACAAGUGGUACACUUUCAGGGUUAUUAGUGCAGCGACCCUUUACCCCUUUCUUGUUUAUGUUACUGGCCAUCCUAAACUCACGCUUACCGCAUCGGACGGUUUCGAAAUUCAGGAAAUCGUUGUUGACGCCUUUGUUAUCAACCCUGGAGAGAGAUAUGAUUUCAAGAUAUUUACAAAUCAGUCCAAUCAGAAUUAUAUACUCGUAGCUAGGACUCUGGAAUCAAACGAUGUCCAUGUAGCGGAGGCUAUAAUCCACUACGAAAAUGUUGUGGUCAACACCAAUCCAGCAAAACCAUCAUCACUAAGCUGUUCUUCCAAAUGCAUCAUUUUCAACUGUCCAUACCUCAGUCCUGCCAACGGCGAUGAAAUCUGUUUGACGUAUAAUGAUGCAAGGACAAAUGAUGUUGAUUCGAGGCCAGAUGAUAUUUCUACUAUCAAUCAGGAAUUCUUCUUUAACUUCGCUUUUCCAGGAGAGGAAGGCUUUUUCCCUGGUUCUGUAAAUGGUCGACAAUUCGUGCCACCUAUCGCGCCACUGUACUCUCAAUCUGAGGCUAUUACUACCGCCUGCCCUGCUAACUGUGCUGACAAUAACAUCUGUUCUUGUACAUACACACAGCAAAUUCAGUACGGAAAGGUUUACCAGUUCACACUGACCAACCUCGGAAAUGGAAAAGGUUGGUCACACCCGGUACAUUUACAUGGACAUUCGUUUUAUGUCAUGAAGAUGGGUUUUGGCCAGUACAACUCCAAUGGAUUCCUUAAUGGUUCAACACCAGACAUCUCCUGUGAUAUUGGAUCGAAAGGUUUUUGUAACAAGCCCGUCUGGGCUAACACGACCUGGAAUGGAGGCAACAUCCCUGGGCUUGUCCUCGACCGUCCAGCACAAAAAGACACAGUUAUCGUCCCUACCCAUGGCUACGUCGUCAUCAGGUUCAAGGCAGACAACCCCGGUGCCUGGUUCUUCCAUUGUCACAUCGACAUCCACAACACAAACGGAAUGGGGAUGGCGAUCGUCGAAUCUCCAGACAAGUACCCUGUCGUCCCAGACAACUUCCCAGUCUGUGGGGAUUUUACCGGAUACGGCAAAAACAAAGCCCCAUCAAAGGUAUGCCCAACCACUAAAUGUCCAACAAAAGUUUGCCCACAACAACGAGAAAACGAGACCGGCAAGGGUAUGAUGGUAACUUCUACCAGGCUGCCAUUCUUAAUUCUCCUCGGAGUUGCAGUUAUUAUAUUCAUAUAAGCUCCAAGAACAUGGUAGAAUUUCUCAACGUUACCAUGAAGAGAAAUACAUCCAUAUAAUAUAGGUAGUGUUAUUUAGAUUGACAGGUGCAUUUUGUGAUAGACGUGUUUAAUUGAUUAUUAUACCAACAACUGUUUAAGUUAAGUCAUUUCCCCGAUAUUGACAUUUGUGCUUUGUGUGUUUUAAAAAGUAUUUAAAGAUGUCCAUCGCCCAAUUAAUAAUGUAUAGAAAAAUUAUUAUUUCAUAAAUUAAUUUUGUCUUAAGGUAUCCAUUCCUAAUUUCUUAGUCGGUCGUGUAUCUAGUUUGAUCAGGACAAUUGCUCACUCUGCAAGCUUCAUUAAGCAGAGUGACGAUGCAUAUCAAGGACAACAUCAACAAAGCGUACAGUGGAGUCUUGUCAAGUCUAUACUCUCCUCUUGGGCGAGUUCAUACUGGAAUCACCCUCUAUAUAUAUCUGUCUUUCACGAAUCAUGUCCGUCGUGAAUAAUUUUAAUAAAUAUUCAGAUAAAUGUUAUAGGUCAUUUGUAGAUAUACAUGCAGGUUUUCUCCUUUAUGUUUAGUUACAAUGAUAACAAAGUCACUAUACAUAGUGAAACUUGUGACAAAAAGCUUGGAUUCCGAUUUGGGCCCUCUGGUGACUAUCACCAAUGUGUUUUUUAUUUUUUUGUGUAAACAUACCUUGAGGUUAGAUUGUCAUGAUAUGACAAGUAAUAAGGGUCAAGUCAGAGGCCAUUUCGAGUUAUGAGGGGGUAAAUUGGGGGGUCAAUUUUCCGAUUGGCUCAGUUUUGACAAAGCGUAAUAAUAUUUUUAGAAUGCUGAAAAUAAAGCAAAUUGAAAAAAUAACCUUUAGCUAAAAAGGUAGGUCGCCUUGACCCAAUUUUAUCAAUGCCAAUUUGAACACAUAUAUAGUCUAUUAAGGAUAACCUAUAUUCCCUCAGACAAAUAAGUAUAUUUAAUCCAUCAAUAUGCAGAACUAAUACUUAUUUUAAUAGUUUCUUUCCUCUAAUGUGUCGCAAUUCUGAUAAUGAUCUCUUUACUUCCCUUACUCUCUCAGCUUAAUGAAGAUGUCAUUAUUGAAAUUAAAUCAGAACACAUUUUUAAAACAGGAGGGGAUAGAUGGGUUAAUAUAAUUCUUUGUCAAAUUAUAAUUUUUUGUAGUAAUUUAAAGUUUGAUUGAUCUAAUGAUCAUUUAACAAAUAAUCCAUCUUGUGUCUGCUAUUUUGAAUAUGAAAACGUCUCACAUUAUUUUCUUGGGUGUAUAAUGUAUGGCCACAUAAGACUUUCUCGAUUUAAUUCUGUUAGUAGUUAUGGAAACCAUAACCAUAUCGACGCCAACAGUUAUCUUCACGGCUGUCCUGUCUGUGACGGAACAACGAACAGGCAGUUACUUCAGGAUGUGCAAAUAUUUAUUGGCAAAACAAUACGUUUUAAUCUCUAUAUGAUUUAAUUAACCAGGAACUUAUACUUUUGAUUUUAUUUUGUAUUAAAUAAUGUAUACAUCACAAUAUAUAAGGAAGAGAUCCUUUUCUGUUCUGAUAACUUUUUUGUAAAUUUUAAUCUUAAAGGAUAUAUAUAUAGUCUUCCGUUGAGUAUGUUUGUUUGGUCAUUUAUUCAAUCAUUUUUGUUUUAUAGCAUACAUUUUAUCAAUUAAAGUAUAUAUCUAUAUAAACUAUCAUGUUUUCAAUUAAAUUUCAAAGAACUUAACAGUAUUGUCAGUAAUGACGCGGUGGACAUUCAGUUCA
This is a messenger RNA of Pecten maximus, 3870 nucleotides long. RefSeq names its product L-ascorbate oxidase-like. Gene Ontology annotation, cellular component: plasma membrane. The coding region runs from base 41 to 2128 and encodes 695 amino acids. Gene Ontology annotation, biological process: iron ion transport. Gene Ontology annotation, molecular function: oxidoreductase activity; copper ion binding. The record is from RefSeq and is a predicted model, not a curated record. Lineage: Eukaryota; Metazoa; Mollusca; Bivalvia; Pectinida; Pectinidae. The transcript is spliced from 2 exons.